UUGAGUGUAAAAGCAAAACUCCUUUUGGAACCGUCUCUAUAAACACCAAAUUCAUAGUACCAAUUAUCAUCACCAGGGUCAACUCAUCCUCCAACACAAUGUCCACAAAAAACACAUUCACCAUUCUCUUAAGUUUCUUCUCAACAUUCAUAUUCAUAUUCCACACAACAGCCACACCCACUCCCACUCCCGCCGACAUCCACGACCUCCUCCCCGAUUACGGUUUCCCCAAGGGCAUCCUUCCCAACAACAUCGCCUUCUACACCAUCUCCCCAUCCGGUUACUUCACCGUCCACCUCGAAUCCCCCUGUUACGUUCGCUUCUCCGAUCAAUUAGUCUACUACAAUACCCUCAUCACCGGAACCCUCACUCACGGUUCCGUUUCCGGCGUGUCGGGGAUCCAGGCCAAGAUGCUCUUCAUCUGGCUCACUGUCACCGGGAUGGAAGUUGAUUCACGUUCUGGGAUGCUUGAAUUCUUCGUCGGAGCUUUGUCGAAGAAACUGCCGGCGGAUCAGUUUCAGAAUUUGCCGGUGUGCUCUUCAAAGGCGGGUAAAGGAUCUGGCAUGGCUCUUGUUUCUCUUUUUCUUUGAAUUUAAAUUGUAAAUGAUAUUUUGGAUUGUGUGAAAUUGAGGUAUAUUAAUAAAAAUUGGUUUUCUAUAUUA
This is a messenger RNA of Vicia villosa (hairy vetch), 662 nucleotides long. RefSeq lists its product as uncharacterized. The transcript has a single exon. The record is from RefSeq and is a predicted model, not a curated record. NCBI's taxonomy places the organism in Eukaryota, Viridiplantae, Streptophyta, Magnoliopsida, Fabales, Fabaceae. Bases 99 to 590 code for a protein of 163 amino acids.